UUUUUUUUUAAACAAAAACUGUAUUUUGAAAUGCCCUGUCUCUGGAAGAUAUUUGCUGUUUAAUGAAACAACAUCAUUGGAACUUUGUGAGCAUUUAUUAAUGUAUGAAUUUAAAACCUUGAAAUAUUUUUUAAAGUAACUUCCCUUAGGCCAGUGGAAAUCUGUGGUCAGACACUAAAGAUUUCUCAUAGCUCCAUCUGUUAUCAACACUACUAUUCCUAAAUAUGCAAUGAGCCAAAAAGCUGAGAUCAUGGGAAAAUCUAUUGGUUUGAAUUACACAAUAGUUGUGUCUGUGACUUCCCUGAUUACCUUCAAAGUGGUCAUCUUUCCCUGAAGCUCAGUAGAUGAAAUAUGACUUCAAACCUAAAAGUCAUGUACUUAAAAAGGCAAACAAGUAGCUGGUGGGUCUCCUGAUUCCUUAACCGACUUCUAACAGUGGUUAUUUUUGAGUUAUUUGUGAAUAUGUAUUUAACACCUCAGUUUGAGAGCACCUUGAGCACCGUAUCCUCUUAGCUUUCCCCAUUACUGGCCCUUCUGCUAAAUAAUCUUAAAAACAGAUUUUCAUAAAGGACUAAAGUUGUAUGAUUAUUUUCCUCUGAUAAUAUCAGAAAGUAGUUACAGAGAGUAACCCAAGACUCAAUGUGAAAUUGUUUCUAAAUUCGUAUAACUUUGGAAACUUUGUCCCUUUUGUGGUGUAACAAAACAAAAGCAAGUACUGAUACAAUGUAUUCAUACCUAAAAGCUAUAGCUGCGGAAAAAUUAUAGACAUUAGCUCUCCUAAAAGUGGCAAAAAAUGAAAUGUUUUAAAAAGGCAAAACAACGUUUCUAAAAAGCAUGAUAUACAUAAUCCUUAAACUCACCAAACAUGAACAUUUUAAUGUGAGUAUUGUAGUAUAACAUAAGGUUAUAUCCAGCUUCUAUCUACAUCUAUUUGAGAAACACUAAUAUAUUAAGUUAUAAUUGUCUUCUCUUUUUGCAAGUGUUUCAGGUUGUUUUGACGGAACUUCUUAAAUUAUCUGCUAAUUUGUUUUGAUGCCUUAACCAAUAUACGGAAGAUAUACAUAUUAAUGUUCUGUAAUUCCUCUUAUUUUUACUAAGAGUAUUAGAUCCAAAAUAAUGAUCAAGUUACCUUUAACUUCCAGAAAGUCUGCAUUAAUAUUCAGAGUACUUGAAAAUGUCCCCUAAGCCACACUUAAAGAGGUAUAUUUGUUUACACACUUAAAUAUAACAUCAUAUGUAAAUAUUCUUUUGUGAGUAUGUAUUUGCAUAGCCACACUUCUCACAGCAAGCCCUGUCCGGCACAAUACAGACAAAUGACUCAGGAAUAUAGAUGUUCCUCUAAUGUAACAAACCGUUCCGAUGAAAAUAGCCCAGAAAUAGAAUUUUAAAUCGUAAGCGGGGUUGGGGGGUGGGGGGGUAGGCAGAGAGACCUUUACUCCUGGCGAGCGUCUCUUUUUUAGCUCUCCGCAAUAAAUGAAAUUAGAGGGGGUACAAACUUAACGUCGAUUUUUUUUUCAGACUCGAAGAGGGAUAAUCUCUUGUUUUUCAAAUUAGUAAAUAAACUCGACGUUUCCCAAGAUGCUAAAGAAGAAGUCCUGUAAUUCACCAUAGAGGGGUCCGGGUGCAGAGAGUAAGGGAGAAGGGUGGGAGUUCUGAGACCUCAGAGAGGAAACGAACGAAGUCGAGCUGUCCUUGACAGGGCGUUAAGGAAACACUUUAAAAUGAGAUCUGUCAGCUAACAGCUGCUGGGGAAACUUGUUAAAUCGACCGGUCCCUUUUAGCGGGGUCUGUCCAUAGAGGAGUCAGCUGGGCUCCAGGACACGAAUAAUAGAGCGAAUAACACGGACCGAGGGGCGAGGAGCUUGGAGAAGACCCGGACUCAGCCUGCCUGCGAGCCGGGAAGCUCCUAAGAGAAGCUGCGCGGGUCGGAGAAGGUGCAGGCAACCCUGACUCUGGGCAGGAUGAUGCUGGGCGGUGGAGCUACGGCCGGCAGGGGUGGGAUUGUGAGGGAGAGGCGGGGAUGCAGAAUUGGGAUGCGGGGUCAGGAUGCGGGAAUGGGAUGCGGGGCCUGUAAACUGCUGGGCGGUUGAUGCAGGGCAGGGACGAGGAAAAGCAAUGCGAAGCUGAGCAUUGCGAGGCACCCUGACUCGAAGCAAGGCUGUAGGGAAGGAUGCAGUGUCGGGAUACCUGACUGACUCUAAGAGCUGCGCACUUGUCAGUUUCCUCUUGGCCCCACCCCGCGGGGUCUAUCCAGCUCCCCAGUGUUUAACUAAGUCGUGACACCAACGCAAAAUCCACGCCUAAUUAAAUUAAUUAGGGAUUCUUGUCAAUCCUGGAUUAAUGGCCAAGAGCACAGGCGGCAGGGGCUAUCUGAAAACCUGAGCGGCCGGGGACCGGCCUUCUCUCCCCGCCCCCUCCAGUCCCCCUGUGCUGCCCUACCACUCCAGCCCCAGCCCGCCCGAACUCCAAUCUCUCUCUCUCUCCUCUUCUCUCUCUCUCUCUCUCUCUCUCUCUCUCUCUCUCUCUGUUUCUCUCCUUUUCCCCUCCCCAACCCCCGGUAGAGGCGCGACUGCUACCCGGGAAGGGGGCUCACUCCGAGUUGCGAGGGGAGGUAAUUUACUCAGAACAAGAGGCGCCGUUAGGAAGUAUAAAUAGUGAGACUUCAAGCGCAGCGUCGCUAUCAGAUCUGAACUCUCCGCAGGAAGAAUUGUCAAAGAUCUUAACAUUGAACAAGCGCGCUCCGGCAGGGAAGCAUCAGUUCCCAUUUCCCUCCGGCGGCCCCCGCCCCUUCUCUUCUCCUCCUCCUCCUCCCUCUCCUCUUCACCCUUCUCCCCCUCCUCCUCUUCUUCCUCCUCCUCCUCUUCUUACUUCUUUUUCUCCUUCUAUUUCUCCUCCUCUUUCUUCUUUCUUCUCCUCUUUUUCUUCUUCUUCCUCCUCCUCCCUCUCCUCCCCCACCUCCUGUCCCAUUGAUGUGUUAUUAUUGGGGGGGCUGGAGCAGUAAAAAAAGAAGAAGGAAAAAAAGAGCGGGGCUCUGCUGGCAGACGUUGAGCGCCGGGCUGACGUGCGGCGGCGAUGGAAGAACUUACGGCGUUCGUCUCCAAGUCUUUUGACCAGAAAGUGAAGGAGAAGAAGGAGGCGAUCACGUACCGGGAGGUGCUGGAGAGCGGGCCGCUGCGCGGGGCCAAGGAGCCGACCGGCUGCACCGAGGCGGGCCGCGACGACCGCAGCAGCCCGGCAGUCCGGGCGGCCGGCGGAGGCGGCGGCGGAGGAGGCGGAGGCGGCGGCGGAGGAGGCGGAGGAGGUGUAGGAGGAGGAGGAGCAGGCGGAGGAGCUGGAGGAGGGCGCUCUCCCGUCCGGGAGCUGGACAUGGGCGCCGCCGAGAGAAGCAGGGAGCCGGGCAGCCCGCGACUGACGGAGGGUAGAAGGAAGCCAACGAAAGCUGAGGUCCAGGCUACGCUGCUUCUCCCGGGCGAGGCGUUUCGGUUUCUUGUGUCCCCGGAGCUGAAAGAUCGCAAAGAGGAUGCGAAAGGGAUGGAGGACGAAGGCCAGACCAAAAUCAAGCAGAGGCGAAGUCGGACCAAUUUCACCCUGGAACAACUCAAUGAGCUGGAGAGGCUUUUUGACGAGACCCACUAUCCCGACGCCUUCAUGCGAGAGGAACUGAGCCAGCGACUGGGCCUGUCGGAGGCCCGAGUGCAGGUUUGGUUUCAAAAUCGAAGAGCUAAAUGUAGAAAACAAGAAAAUCAACUCCAUAAAGGUGUUCUCAUAGGGGCCGCCAGCCAGUUUGAAGCUUGUAGAGUCGCACCCUAUGUCAACGUAGGUGCUUUAAGGAUGCCAUUUCAGCAGGAUAGUCAUUGCAACGUGACGCCCUUGUCCUUUCAGGUUCAGGCGCAGCUGCAGCUGGACAGCGCUGUGGCGCACGCGCACCACCACCUGCAUCCGCACCUGGCCGCGCACGCGCCCUACAUGAUGUUCCCAGCACCGCCCUUCGGACUGCCGCUCGCCACGCUGGCCGCGGAUUCGGCUUCCGCCGCCUCGGUAGUGGCGGCCGCAGCAGCCGCCAAGACCACCAGCAAGAACUCCAGCAUCGCUGAUCUCAGACUGAAAGCCAAAAAGCACGCCGCAGCCCUGGGUCUGUGACGCCAACGCCAGCACCAAUGUCGCGCCUGUCCCGCGGCACUCAGCCUGCACGCCUUCCGCGCCCCGCUGCUUCUCCGUUACCCCUUUGAGACCUCGGGAGCCGGCCCUCUUCCCACCUCACUGACCAUCCCUUGUCCCCUUUCGCAUCUUGGACUCGGAAAGCCAGACUCCACGCAGGACCAGGGAUCUCACGAGGCACGCAGGGUCCGUGGCUCCUGCCCGUUUUCCUACCCAAGGGCCUAGAUUUGGGUUUUGUAGGAGCGGGUUUGGGGGAGUCUGAAGAGAGACUGGACAGGGGAGUGCUGGAACCGCGGAGUUUGGCUCACCGCAAAGCUGCAACGAUGGACUCUUGCAUAGAAAAAAAAUCUUGUUAACAAUAAAAAAAUGAGCAAACAAAAAAAUCGAAAGACAAACCGGAGAGAAAAAGAGAAAGGGAACUUAUUUCUUACUGCUAUUUGGCAGAAGCUGAAAUUGGAGAACCAAGGAGCAAAAACAAAUUUUAAAAUUAAAGUAUUUUAUACAUUUAAAAAUAUGGAAAAACAACCCAGACGAAUCUCGAGAGACUGGGGGGAGUUACCAACUUAAAUGUGUGUUUUUAAAAAUGCGCUAAGAAGGCAAAGCAGAAGGAAGAGGUAUACUUAUUUAAAAAACUAAGAUGAAAAAAGUGCGCAGCUGGGAAGUUCACAGGUUUUGAAACUGACCUUUUUCUGCGAAGUUCACGUUAAUACGAGAAAUUUGAUGAGAGAGGCGGGCCUCCUUUUACGUUGAAUCAGAUGCUUUGAGUUUAAACCCACCAUGUAUGGAAGAGCAAGAAAAGAGAAAAUAUUAAAACGAGGAGAGAGAAAAAUAAUAUUAACACAAAAAAUGCCACAGACAAUGAUUUCUCUGAGAAAUUAUUAUGGCAAAACUGUCUGGACUGCUGACAGUAAAUUCCGGUUUGCAUGUUACUUGUAUUCCAUUGAUGGUGUGUCUCCUCCCACCCCCUUAUCUCCCAUGCACUCACUCCAUUUUCAUCUUCACGAUGAAAAACAAUACCAAAAGCAUCUGGAAAUUGAUAUAUAUAUAUCCAUAUAUAUAUAUCAUAUAUUUGCCAUAUAUAUAUAUAUAUAUUUGCCCUGUCUUUGAUCCUGGGGAACAAAAGAAAAAAGUCAGAAAGGGAAAAAAUUACACUCAUUGUCCUAAGAAGACAGAGGUGGGCAGAAUAUGUGGGGAAAGGAAAAAGAAAACAAGACCACCAAAUGAAAUAAUGAAGGUACAGCGCCUCGCUGUGCCAGACACAGUAGGCGCUCAAUCAGUAUUAGUUCCCACCAUUCCCCUUUUCUUGUGUUCCUUCUUGUUGGUUUCCUGAAGUCCUAUUUGAAGACAGUGCUUUAUUUCCCCCUCUCUAUCCCGUCAAAUUCACCUUAAAUAACACCCAGCUAGAUACAGGCACUAGGUUUGUGUAAGACAUGUUGAUACACACGAACAUAGUUUAUUUUGACUAUAAUGUGUGGACUGACAUUCAACAUUUGCAUUUUAUCUCACAAAGGUGUAUCUAUUCAAGUAACCUUGUUUUUUUUUGGGGGGGGGUUUUGUUUGUUUUUUGUUUUUUUUUCUUUUGGUUGUUUGUUUCAAUUCAUGUAGCUAUUUAAACUGGGAUACCUUGGACUAAGCCAGUCUGUAUCCCAAUUCGCUAGCAAGCCUAAGUUUGUGGGUUUUUGUUUUUGUUUUUGUUUUACCUUCUAAUUUACAAGAAAGAGGAAAAGCUCUUCUAACUGAACUUUGGUAUGCGGUUGAGCUUUGUAACUAUUUGUUCUCCAUGAAAACAAAAUUAUUUAUAUUUGACAUAUUUUUUUCUAGUGUAUUAAGUUAUUUUAAACAAAAGAUGUUAUCUCAUGACGUGUUGUCAGUACAAAAUGUGUCGCCUCCAAUUCUGUUAAACCUUUUAAAUAAGUGCCAAGUUAUUAAUUGAAGACACUUUGCGAUCAAUUGAAUGAAAAUAUCGUUUCAUUUGAUGGGGUUCGCGUCAUCUUUGUUCCUGUUACUAUUAAAAUAUCCGGGAUAGUC
Messenger RNA from Pan troglodytes (chimpanzee), 6186 nucleotides. It is a transcript of the gene SHOX2, whose product is annotated as SHOX homeobox 2. The record is from RefSeq and is a predicted model, not a curated record. Gene Ontology annotation, molecular function: sequence-specific double-stranded DNA binding; DNA-binding transcription factor activity, RNA polymerase II-specific. The transcript has 6 exons. Gene Ontology annotation, biological process: regulation of transcription by RNA polymerase II. Lineage: Eukaryota; Metazoa; Chordata; Mammalia; Primates; Hominidae. Gene Ontology annotation, cellular component: nucleus. Bases 3073 to 4140 code for a protein of 355 amino acids.